UGUUUGUCCGACCGUCGCUCCAACAAUGCAGCUUUUAAUGGUGCUGUGAGCGCUGCGAGACGGAAACGCUGCAACACCGCAGGCUUGCCUGGAGACUGUAGUCGUUGAAAUUAAACACUGCGGGAUUAUUAACAUUUGUCAAGCCUUUCAGACGGAUUUGUCUCAAUUUUCAGGACAACAUGGAACCCUUCUGCUGAGGCAGUAAUGAAAAUAUUGCAUCCACAGAGGUUUGAAUCUGCCAGUAGCUCAGGGAGGAAUAUUCUUAUCAAGAGGAGCUGAUAUGUUGGCCAAAGGUUCCUGUGUUAAGAAGAAGGAAGAGGAGCGUUUGCGGAUGAGGGGUCAGACAAUGAAGACUACUGGGAGGAGCAACAGCUGCCAAUAGUCUUACUGACCUGUGAUCAGCCAUGCCACCCCUGCAUCACCUGUCAAGGGACAACCCCUAUUCAUAUGCAGGACUGCUUUGUUACUUACAUUUGGAAGAAUAGCCAAACCUCACAACAGAAAUGGCAUCAGCUUUUGUAGACUAUAAUACAUCAGAAUACAUAUUAGAGUUCAGGUGAGGCUCGGCCCACAAGACUCUCAGGUGGUAAGACACUACAGAUGACUUUUACAGGAGGCCACAACCCAGCUUAGAUGAUUUAAUAUCCAUCCCACUACCUUGUUGACAAGGUCGACCAUGGCUGCUGCUGCUGCUCACCAUAGCAACGGUUCUUUGGAGAAGCAAGGAACAGACUAAGUUGGCCAACAAUGCAGCGUAACGGUGGCGGGGUGGGUGUCGGAGGUCAGCCAUGGGUGCUGCGCCGCGUGCGCCUCACAUGGCUCAGUUUCAUGCUCUUCUUCAUUUUGGUCUUCUUUCCACUCAUUGCUCACUACUACCUCACUACCAUUGAUGAAGCUGGCGGUCCCGACAAGCGCAUCUUCGGGCCUCGGCCUGGCGGCGAACUAUGCGAGGCCAAACACGUGCAGGACCUGUGCCGCAUCCGCGAGUCUGUCAGCGAGGAGCUGCUGCAGCUGGAAGCCAAGAGGCAGGAGCUCAAUGGGGAGAUCGCCCGACUCAACCUACGGAUCGAGGCCUGCAAACGCAGCAUUGACAGUGCCAAGCAGGAUCUGCUGCAACUGAAGAAUGUUAUCAGCCAAACUGAGCAUUCCUAUAAAGAACUGAUGGCUCAGAACCAGCCCAAGCUGUCGCUGCCUGUCAGACUACUACCAGACAAAGAUGAUCCAGGACUGCCACCACCCAAGUCUGCACAUUCCUGCCGCCUUCGCUCAUGCUUCGACUACGCGCGCUGUCCUCUUACAUCUGGAUUUCCUGUGUAUGUCUAUGACACAAGCUCCUAUCCAUGGGGGGACUAUCUUGACCCACUGGUGAAGCAGGCUUUUGCUGCAUCUGUUAAGAGCAACAGUUAUGUUACAGCUAAUCCCAGCAUUGCCUGCUUGUAUCUUGUGCUGGUGGGGGAGAUACUGGACUCCUCUUUUCCACCAUCUCCAUCAGAGCUGGAGAAGCAACUGAAAGCUCUGCCUUACUGGAGAUCUGAUGGACACAACCAUGUAGUGGUGCAUCUUUCUAGAAAAUCUUUGACACAGAACUUCCUGUAUAAUGUGAGCACAGGACGAGCAGCAGUGGCUCAGUCCACUUUUCUGGAGCAGCAGUACCGGGAGGGCUUUGACUUGGUGGUGUCCCCACUGGUUCAUGCUCUCUCAGAGCCAAACUUUCUGGAAGUGCCACCACAAGUUCCUGUAAAGAGGAAGUACCUUUUCACCUUUCAGGGUGAGAGGGUGGAGUCCCUGAGGAGCAGUCUACAGGAGGUGCCCCCUCAGUCAUUUGAGGAGGAAAUGGAGGGAGAUCCACCAGCUGAUUACGAUGAUCGGAUAAUUGGCACCUUAAAAGCGGUGCAGGACAGCCACCUGGAUCAGGUACUGGUGGAAUUUACCUGCAAGAGCCCGAGGCCAAGUUUGCCAACAGAGUGGGCUCUUUGUGGGGAGAGGGAGGACAGGCUGGAGGUGCUCAAGGCUUCUACCUUUGCCCUUGUGAUCGCCCCAGGGGAUGGACAGCUGGUGGCCUCAGCGGGCUGUGGCAUGAGGCUGUUUGAGGCCUUAGAAGUAGGGGCCAUUCCUGUGGUCCUGGGGGACCACUCCAGACUACCUUACCACCAGUUUAUCCGCUGGAGUGAAGCUGCCAUCAUAGUUCCCAAACCCCGUGUGACAGAGCUUCACUUCCUGUUGCGCAGCCUAUCAGACAAUGACAUGCUAACUAUGAGGCGGCAGGGACGCUUUCUGUGGGAAACUUACUUUUCAACUUCAGAGAAUGUUCUCAACACCAUCCUGGCCAGUAUCAGAACCAGCAUCCAAGUCCCUGCUGCACCCAUCAAGGAUGAGCCUGCCCAUGAGAUUCCUCACAAAGCUGGGAAGCUGGCAGGAACUGAUGCAAACCUGGCUGACAAUGGUGAUCUGGAUCUGGGUCCUGUAGAGACAGAACCCCCUUACGCCUCCCCUCGCUUUCUCCGCAACUUCACAUACACAGCUGCAGACACCUACAGAGCAUGGAACCGGGCCCCGGGGCCUUUUCAUCUGUUUCCUCAUACUCCUCUGGACCCCGUGCUGCCCUCUGAAGCUAAAUUCCUUGGCUCUGGUACUGGUUUCAGGCCAAUCGGUGGAGGCACAGGGGGCUCUGGGAAGGAAUUUCAGGCUGCUCUGGGUGGGAACGUUCCCCGAGAGCAGUUCACCGUGGUCAUGUUGACUUAUGAGAGGGAGGAGGUGCUGAUGAACUCUUUGGAAAGGUUGAACGGGCUGCCGUACCUUAACAAAGUAGUGGUGGUGUGGAAUUCACCCAAGCCACCUUCAGAUGACCUGCUGUGGCCAGACAUCGGCCUGCCUAUUGUUGUUGUACGCACAGAAAAGAACAGUCUCAAUAACCGCUUCCUUCCCUGGGACGCCGUGGAAACCGAGGCCAUCCUCUCCAUUGAUGAUGAUGCUCACCUUCGCCACGAUGAGAUCAUGUUUGGGUUUAGAGUGUGGCGUGAAGCCAGGGAUCGCAUCGUGGGUUUCCCUGGGAGGUAUCACGCGUGGGAUGUCAACCAUCAGUCCUGGCUCUACAACUCCAACUACUCCUGCGAGCUCUCCAUGGUCCUGACAGGAGCUGCGUUCUUCCACAAGUACUACGCAUACCUGUACUCCUACGUGAUGCCCCAGGCCAUCAGGGACAUGGUGGACGAGUACAUAAACUGCGAGGACAUAGCCAUGAACUUCCUGGUCUCUCACAUCACCCGCAAACCACCUAUCAAGGUAACCUCCCGUUGGACUUUCCGCUGCCCCGGCUGCCCUCAGGCCCUUUCACACGAUGACUCGCAUUUCCACGAACGCCACAAGUGCAUCAACUUCUUUGUGAAGGUAUAUGGCUACAUGCCACUGCUGUAUACGCAGUUUCGUGUGGACUCUGUGCUGUUUAAGACUCGUUUGCCCCACGAUAAGACCAAAUGCUUCAAGUUCAUCUAGCGCAGGGCUGAGCAACUCAGCAGAGACCCAAAAGCAGAGCGGAUUGAAGGACGGGAAUUCCAGCACAAACUCAACGCGGCAAUAAAGAUGGAUAGAUUAACUGUAGGGGAUGUGCACAGGCGAAAACUUUUGGUUUUGGAUUAACAGCAUUAGAUGGACCAGUUAACCUCAACGGCUGUUGUUCUCAAAGUUUAAAGAGUGGAAACGGAAAGGAACUACUGUCAAGAAAUGAAGCCUUUUCUGCUUCUUUUUACUCUUUAAUCAUGUUCAAUCAUCAACCACUAACUACAGAUGUCAUUUGCACCUCUUACCUGCCUGCUGAGAAAAGGAGGCGGUUGUACACAGUGUACAAAAACUCACCCAGGUUAAAACUCUACCUAAUCAUGGCGUCAAGUAACUGACAGACUGAUGCCAACGAAUAGUCUCAGCUGAGAGUGACUUACAGUUUCAAACUGUACUUCCUGUACAUGUAUGUGAAAGAAGCACUGAUGGUCAGAUGUAUUUUAUUGAACUCUUUCUUUUUUUUAAACUAAUGUUUAAUUGUGUAAAUCUGUAUGUGAAGUGAACAUUUUCCAAAACUUCUCCCUAUGAGAAUUUAGACUGUACUUCAGGUGAUGAGUAGAACCCGCUCACCCCAAUCAUGUUUUAGCAGCAUAAAGUGCUCAAGAGGGAAUUCACUUCAGCGGUCACCAUAAUGCCUCAAAUCUGUCAUGAAAACCAGCUAUCACCUUUGUCAUUUUGUUACGCUUACCUAAACUGCACACCGCGCGCGUGGAAAAGACAUUUUUUUUAUUCUGUGGCGUGUUUACUGUUUGUAAAAUUGGUCUGAGGUUAAAUAAGUCAUGUUUAAAUGUUGUAAUGAUGACCAAACACUUACAAUGUCCCAUUUUAAGAAUGACAGCUGCCAAAAACAACAAAAAAAACAGGCUUUGACAUUCUAUUAAUGCAGAAUGUUCUCAGUUUAUUGUACCGUUUGGAUUAUGUUGAAAACAUAAAAUGAGUAGUCAGAAAACUGAUUAAUGCUUGCUUGUUUUCUAGUGGAGAUCAAUAAAUCCACCUCGCCAGCUAAAAUAGGAGCAAAUGGUGCCCUUUGUCAGAAAAUAACAAAUGCCACCCAGUAGCACCACUAAAGCUCACUUAUUUAUAUAUUAUGCCUCAUUUUAUUGCAAUAUUGUCACAGUAUUUCAGGGCUCUUAAACAGUUGCCAGGCAACAUGCAGGCUCUCCUGGAAGUUAAUGGUCCCAAUCAAGAAGUACUCAUACAACCAUAAGUUGUCACUUUUAUUCUUUGCUUCCAACAAAUGAGAGCUAACGUGUUAAUAUUUAGAUCUUAUUGCUACUGUUCUAGUUUUUAACAAGCUGUCUUCUCAUGUAAUGCUCCACCAGAAUGCAAAGAAGCAUUGUCCCACAAACAUAGAAGAGUAUUUUACAAUGUACUGCUAGCUCUGACUUUGCAAAAUAAGCAUUAGAUACUUCUCAUCAUGUUCAGGUUUCCCUCGGACAGAAACGUUUCAGGGACAGUGUGGGUUGUACUUCGGUUUCUAUCCUUGCUUAAUGAAUGUUUUCUUUGCCAAAUAGGUACGAUGUCUGCAGCUUUACAGCAAAGUUUGCAGGGUGUUUGCUGAAGGGAUGCAGCCUGGUACAUCCUCAUCAACCCUGUAUGGUACUUCAAAUUAUAGGAGCUUAACCCAUCUUGUAUUUAAAAGAUUCUUUGACGAUCUCAGCUCCUGUAAUCUUAACAAAAAUCUAACUUUAAAAAACAGAGUUGGUAGUGUUUUCUCCAGUUUUUUUUUGUUUUUUUUUUCUGUGAGGAUGCUUUUAUGAAACACACUUUCACAAGUAAAUGAUUCUUGUAUAUUUAUUGAAUAUAUUAUUAAAAAAGAUUUUUUUAAAACUGAUGAGACAUGCAAUAAAAUGUCAAGACAU
This is a messenger RNA of Melanotaenia boesemani (Boeseman's rainbowfish), 5417 nucleotides long. It is a transcript of the gene extl3, whose product is annotated as exostosin-like glycosyltransferase 3. NCBI's taxonomy places the organism in Eukaryota, Metazoa, Chordata, Actinopteri, Atheriniformes, Melanotaeniidae. Gene Ontology annotation, cellular component: membrane. The coding region runs from base 748 to 3492 and encodes 914 amino acids. The transcript has 7 exons. Gene Ontology annotation, molecular function: glycosyltransferase activity. The record is from RefSeq and is a predicted model, not a curated record.